Molecule: messenger RNA, 4800 nt
Organism: Epithele typhae
Lineage: Eukaryota; Fungi; Basidiomycota; Agaricomycetes; Polyporales; Epitheliaceae
Product: Serine/threonine-protein kinase
Exons: 29
Coding region: 1-4800 (1599 amino acids)
Biological process (GO): DNA damage checkpoint signaling; regulation of translational initiation by eIF2 alpha phosphorylation
Cellular component (GO): cytosol
Molecular function (GO): eukaryotic translation initiation factor 2alpha kinase activity; protein binding; ATP binding
Source: RefSeq, a predicted model, not a curated record
AUGGACCCAACCAUCGAGGAUCUACAAUUGCAGGAAAUCACCGCACUCAAGAGCAUAUAUGACCGCGAUUUUAUUGAGAGCCCGCCUCCCAAGGCGUGGAAGCAAGCCGCCAGACUACCCGAAUUCACAAUCAGAGUCACGUACCCCCUCGACGAACACGCAGAGAAGAUCUUCUUUCAUCUCAACGUGAGGCUACCUCGGACGUACCCAACGGGUGUUUGUCCUAUUUUUACGAUACAACCUCCUAUUGCUGGCCUGCGCACUGACGAGGUCUCGAAACUCAACCAUGCCAUUCACGAAGAAGCACAGAAGAAGAAGGGAGAGGAGAUGGUCUUUCAGAUGGUAUGCUUCGCAAAGGAGUGGAUGGAGGCGUACGUCAAGCCCGUCGCCGAGGUCAAGGGUUCCCUCGCGACCCAGAUGACUCAACGUGCUCUCGAUGCGGAGAAGGUGAAACGACAACAAGCAGAAGAAGAAGCCGCCCGACAACGAGAACGUCAAGCCGAGGAAGCGCGACGCCUCAACGAGCAAAUCCUCGAGGAUACCCAACGACGAGUGGCCGAGCGCGAACGCUUUCAACAGGCGCGCAGGCGUGCUAUGUCCGAUGCAACCGAGGUGCCGUCAAUUGAAGAUGCGACACCGACCGAGUCCUUUGAUCUAGAGAUCAAGUGGCAGGACCAGACCUUCAACAGAGUACGCCUGUUCCACCCCCGGCAAGAACUCUUGGGCACCGUCUUCCAAGCGGAUCCUGUCAGCGACGAGCCUGUCGUCAGCCUUCCCUUGGAAUUGCUCUCCAUCACGUUCCAGUCGCAUUAUUACACCACCCCGCAAGGUCGGAAGAAGCUCAAGCAGGUCGAGAGCGAGUUGCACCGUCUAGCUGGUAUCCGGCAUCAGAACCUCUUGGCCGUUCUCGCCGCAAAGCUCACGACACCGAAUGCCAGCACGCCUCCACGCUUGCUCAUCCUCACGGAGAAACGGCCCCCAGUCACCUUGCACGAUGUGCUGGAAGACACGGAUCGGUUGCGCGAAGACCGAGCGACAGACUACCUGGCUCAGGUUCUUUCUGCUCUCCAAGUCGUACAUAACUCGGACGUCGUCCAUCGAGGGCUCGAUCUGAAGUGCAUUGGGCUCGCGCCUUCGUCGAGCGAAACGAGCUCGUCGAGGAUCAUCAAAGUAUUCCACGUCGGCUGGCUAACACGUCUGCUCGAUCUCCACCGUUCGGAUCCUCUUGGACCCAAUAUUGUCACCAAGCCUACAGAGGAAGAAACCGUACCGGAAGGAUGGCACAGGCUUCCGCCUGUAGAGUCUAUGCUCGACUAUACGAAGGGCCGUGACAUCCAUGCGAUCGGCGUCGUGCUGCUACAGAUGCUCCUCGGUCGCGACGUCAUGUACAAGUUCCCCGAUCCGCAGACGGCUAUUCGCAUCGCCGAGAUGUCGUCCUUAUUGUCUCUCAAGGCUGCCGUGAUGCUCGCUCCCGCGAAGAGAGGUGGCGUGACGUGUCAGACGCUCCUCAUGGAUCUCACGUCUCCCCCACAUCCGCCUACCAGCCUGCGUACCCCGACCAUCCCGUAUUCCACUUCUAGCAUGAAGACCCCGACUGUGAACGGUUUUGCCGUCGGUUCUCCGGAGAACGACUACUUCAAGAUGCCCCCGCCAGCUGCCCGACGCGCGAGUCGAUGGAAGGAGGAUUGGGAGGAGCUCGAAAUUCUGGGUCGCGGCGGUUUCGGACAAGUCGUGAAGGCGCGCAACAAGAUCGACAACCGGAUCUACGCCAUCAAGAAGAUCAAGCUGCGCGACGUUCGGAAUGACAAGAUCUACCGCGAAGUCAGCGCCCUCAGUCGGCUGAACCACCGCUUCGUCGUUCGGUACUACACGACGUGGGUCGAGACCGCGGACGCGCCCGCGCUGCCACCCACCGGGUCCGAGUCGGAGGACUCGGACAUAACGGAACUCACUGCGGACGGGACCGCGGACGGGACUGCAGACGGGCACGGGCACACGAUGACGCACUUUCCGGAGGACGAAGACGAGCAGUUCACGACGUUCGACCUCCGCGAUCUCGAUCUGUCCGUGAGUGCAGGGCGAACGAACUCGACGUUCCCAAGCAUCCACUUCACCCGGACGAGCUCGCAGAAUGACGGGGACAACGGAAGCGAUACGAGCGACGAGAUCACGGAUGUCGAGGAGGUUGAAGAGGAGGAGGAUGCGGAGUUCGAUCCACUCGCGAUUCUGAACUGUGCCCAGGAAUUCGUCGAGAGGCAGACGCUUCGAGAGCGAAUCGCGGAAGGGCUCGAUGAAGACGAGGCGUGGCGAUUGUUCCACCAAGUUGUAGACGCCCUCGUCCACAUGUCCAGUCUUGGCAUCCUGCACAGAGACAUCAAGCUCACGAACAUUUUCGUUGGUGGAACGUACGUUGACAGUUCCAUAGAUGCCAAGGGCGACUGCAAAGUCGGUGACUUUGGUCUUGCGACGGAGAGUAUGGACGCCGUUGAUCCCUCCGACAAGCCCGCAACGAAGGUCAAUCAUGAAGAUAUCACUCUCGAUGUUGGUACCAGAUUGUACAUGGCCCCAGAGAUGAUUGGCUCGGAUGUCGCUAAGGCGGAGAAGACGAAGCCACGCAACAACGCGAAAGCGGACAUGUACAGCCUUGGAAUCGUCUUUUUCGAGAUGAACUACCUCUUUAAGACCGACUCCGAGAGGAGCAAAGUCUUGCCUGACCUGCGGCUUCCAGCGGUCGUCUUCCCAUCUGACUGGGAUACGAAGCGAACAAGGCAGAGGCAGAUCAUUACAUGGCUUCUGCAGCACGACCCGGACAAGAGGCCCAGCGCCAAGCAGCUCUCACAGAGCCCCCUGCUUCCACCCAGAGUCGAAGACGAGUAUGUCAUGGGUGCUCUCAACAUGAUUGCACAAGCCGACUCUCCUCAUCUUCCUGCUGUUCUGUCGACGCUCUUCAAACAGCCCGUGAAGCCGCAUCGCGCGCUCGUCUACGACCAAGUCGAGGAGGUCCCCGAGCACCUCAACCUCAACGCCCUCGUGAUCGACCACCUCGAGCAAAUCUUCCACCUCCAUGGCGCCAUCAACUCCGAGCCGCCCCUACUCAUGCCCGUUGUCAACCCAGUCGACGAUGAUCCGAAUCGGGCGGUGCUUCUCGACCGUCAUGGUGAGGUCGUUACUCUUCCGCAUCACGGACUUCCGCGGUUCGCGCGCGCGGCCGCGCGUGCGGCGUACAACCGCAUCAAGCGAUAUCAAGUCUGCGAUAUAUAUCGUCCGAAUCUGACUGGGGGACACCCGACUACGGCCAAGGUUGCGAUCUACGACAUCAUUACGUCUGACCUGAAGAACGGCUUGGCGGCCGCGGCUGGGGAGGGCAUCGCGAUACUCAACAACUGCCUGGAUGUGUUCGGCGACCUGUGGCAACACUACAGUAUCUUCAUUUCGCACUCUGCCAUCCAUGAAACCAUGCAGUCGCGACUCCCGCAGGAGCUCAAGGACGACGUGAUGGCAUUGAUAAACAACCCGAAGAUGUCCAAUGCCCAGAAGCGGAAUAAUCUCAAGCUUAAGGGCGUCUCGCGCGCCGUCAUCGACGAGUUGGAAGUCCUCACCAUGACCUACGACUCCGUGGACGCACUCGUCGAGCGCCUGGAGAAGACGUCGCCCGCGCUGCUGGAACUUCUCAAUCCGUGCAUCAAAGAGAUACGGAGCACCAUCCAGUUUUCCGAGGCAUCCGGGGGCACCCGACCGAUGGCCAUUGACCCGCUGAUGCUAGACAAUCGCAGCAGUUACUUUGCGCAUGGCGUCUGCUUCACCGCGGCGCGCAAGACCAAGCGCUCUGAUGUUCUCGCCGCAGGUGGCCGCUACGACCACCUCAUCCGCCGAUAUGCGAACCCGACGACAGAGCAGCCAAUGCGCGCGGCGAUGGCGUUCCAGAUCUACCUGGAGAAGAUCACUACGACACUCGCGCCGUACCAGAACGCGUUUAUCGACUCGCAGAUGAACUCCGGGGAGCCGAAGUCGUUCGGCUAUUGGAGCCCGCGCCGGUGCGACGUCUACGUGGUGUCGUACAACCCGGGGCACAUGCUCGAGCGUCUUGAGGUCGUUUCACAGCUGUGGAAGCAUGGCGUGAGCGCAGACGUCAUGUACGAGAGCGUUUUCGAGAAGGUCGACAGUGUAUUUGAGCGCGGCGGCAAGGAGGACUACUAUGAGUGGUGCCAAACUGAGGGGAUUUUAUUCAUGGUGUACGUCAAACCUCGGAAUAACCUCUCGACCGUGUACAAGGUCAUGAGUGUUCUUCGCGGCACCGAGACAGAAGUGCAGGCCCAAGACCUCAUCAGCUUCCUCCAAGACCACAUCGCUGAGCAAAAGCGCUUCGACUCAACGCUCACCAACAUGCCCUGCACCACCAUCGAGACCACCCCGGCGCACGCCGAUCCGGCGCCCCAGAAGGCUGCGCCGCCCCCGCACACGAUCGUGGUGCUCCCGGGUGACAGCAAGAAGCGUAAGGGAAUGAAGACCAUGUACAGCAAUAAGGCCUUCGAGAGCGCCAACACAUUCCGGUCGGUCGUCGCCGACCUGCGUACCGUCGCCGUCGAGGUCACCGCGCCGGUCUUCGACGAGAUGGCGAAGAACGGGAGCUGGCUGACGAGCGACGACGGACUCCGCGCGAUCGCGGCGGGGCUCCCGACGCAGCACGCGGGAUACGCGCAGCAGGUCCGGGAUGCGAUCGUGAAGCUGCGGGAGGAGGGUCAGAAGUACGUGCUGUUGUACGGGAUCAGGCAGGAUCGACUCGCGCUGUUGACGUUGUAG